UGAAGUAAUGUGUCAUCCUGUGAAUUGUGCCCCAGUCAACUGUAAAAACCCGUUCCAAGCUCCUGGAGAAUGUUGCCCCACAUGUCUCAAGAGGUGCUUACUUCAUGGUGUUCUCUUUGACCAUGGAGAAGAGGUCAGUCCCAGAGAUUGUGUGAAGUGUGAAUGUAAGAAUGGAAAUAUGGCAUGCAACAAAAUUGACCCUGAAGUUUUAUGUCCAAAACUAACUUGUCCUGUUGAAGAACAGUUUAGUGUACCAGAAGAGUGCUGCAGGUUUUGUCCAGGAACAGACUUUUGUGCAAAGGGGUAUGAUUGCCAUGCCAAUGCUUCUUGUGUUAACCUUCCAACCCGUUAUACUUGUCACUGUGACACUGGUUUCCAUGGUGAUGGAAAGAAUUGUAUAGAUGUCGAUGAAUGCCAGAAAGAGGGAGACCAUAAUGGUCAUCACUGUCACAAGAAUACUCAGUGCAUUAAUGUCCCUGGAUCAUAUAUCUGUGAAUGUGUUCCAGGGUAUCGAAGGGUAGAUGCUUUCAGCUGUGCUGAACACGAUGAGUGCACCACACAGGAUCAUGAGUGUGAUCAAAAUGCAAUGUGUCUAAACACAGAAGGAAGCUACAAAUGUGAAUGCCUAGAAGGAUAUCAAGGAGAUGGAUAUACUUGUAAACCUUUUUGUAAUCAAACCUGUUUAAAUGGAGGUCAAUGUGUGGCACCUGAUGUUUGUUCUUGUCAUCAGGGUUUUACUGGACCUAGCUGUGAAAUAGAUGUGGAUGAAUGCAGUUUGGGUCUUCACCAAUGCUACCCUAAUUCACAGUGUAUCAAUAUGCCAGGGUGGUACUAUUGUGACUGUAUUCCUGGAUAUCAAAGCUAUUUAGUAGAUAACAAACUUGGAAUUAUGUGCCAAGACACCAAUGAAUGUCUUCAAGAUUCUCACACAUGCCACAGUACAGCUAUUUGUAUUAAUGAAGAUGGUGGAUUUCGAUGUGAAUGUAAUAACAAUAAUACCUGUUCUUUAGGUUGCAUAUACCAUGGAACAGAGAGGGCUAAUGGAGAUACCUGGUUUGUAGAGGGUGACAUCUGUUCACAGUGCACAUGCACCAAUGGUGUAGUCAGCUGCAACAAAUUUGAGUGUGACUGUAACAGGCCUGACGUAAACCUAGACUGUUGCCCAGAAUGUGACCAAACCUCAUACUGUCAUCAUCAGGAAGUCACCAGAAAAUUCCAUAAUGGAGAGCAGUGGAUUUAUCAGUGCCAAAUCUGUGAAUGCCUAUACGGAGAAGUUGAUUGCUGGCCAGUUGAUUGCCCUCCAGCCAUGUGUGACCAUCCAGUUCAACAACCUGGUGAUUGCUGUCAUCGUUGUGAGGAUGAUCCUUGCAGUUCUCAGACCUUCAGCAGUGAAGAAAUCAGUGGCAAUGGUACUUCAAACCUCCAAGGUGGACGUGGUUGUUUCUACAAAGGUCUUAUGUAUCGUUAUGGGGAACGAGUCCCUAUUGGUGAAGACCCCUGUACUUCUUGUUCUUGUAAGAAUGGAAAACUUUGUUGCACAUAUACUCCUUCUUGCAAUGACAACACUGUCCACUCUGCUCUUCUCAACCAUAAAGACUUACACAAUACUUUUGAGCAAAGCACCGAUCCCAUUAGGAAGAUGGAAGUCUUGCAUAAUAAUGCAAAAUUGGAUCUUCAAAUCUACGACGAUAAAGAGGGAUCAUCUGAACAAUCAACAUCUAGUUUGUCAGACUACAAUGUUGUGGGAAAGAGAGUUGCUAUGGUGGAGGAGCACCUCACAGAAUCUACAGUAAAGAAUCUUGCCACUCCUGACAUAGAAGACACUCCAACAAUUUUCCAAUGGUCCAGUGUUGAAAAUGGGAAAACUUUGGGAAUUUCAGUGCUAGCAACUGAGUCCUCUUCAGCUGCUGCUGAUGAAAGUUGAAAUAUUGAUUUUUUGGGGGCAGUUUGGUAGCAUUUCUUUUCUCUACUGUUCUUCGCAUUUAGCUACCUCAGCAACUAAGAUUUCUUUACUAGUUUCUGAUAACAAAUACUAUAGAGGGUCCUGAAACAACACAAAUGUUUUUAGAAUAUAAAUAUAAAGCAGCAUGCAAGCAGCUGAAGAAAUUUAUGUUUGUUCUUUGAUUAACAGUGAAGUAAUGGUGAAACAGUGUAAAGAAAUGUGUUACAUUCUAGCCUCUGUCUGCUCACAUUUAAGUUUUUGAAAGUUUGAAUAUGAAUGAUUGCCUUCAUUUACAACGUGGACCAGAAGGAAAUGAGUUUGUAACGGUGUUUCUUUUGUGUUUGCAGUGACAGUAAGUGUUUAUAUAACACUAACUGUUUAUCGUGAAUAGAAUGUGCCAUUCAAGACUUUAACUCAAAUGUGUUAUAAAAGUAUCCAAGCUGUUAAGUACUUGUUGAAAGACCCAUUUUGCUUGAAGAGGACUGUUUUCAUACGACUUACAAAUGUAUGAUUUGUGUUUACUUGAUUUUUGUACAAGUGUACACAUGUGCUAGCAUUACUAACUAAUCUGUACAUAAGAUCACUUGGUGGCUAGGCUCUGUGUGCCUAAUUAUUUAUUGCUUUGAAAUAGAGGUGUAAAAUAAGCUUAUUAGUCAAAUGAAGGUCAUGUUACUGUAAAUUAUGUUAUAAUGUAUAGAUGCAAGUAGAAUUUUAAGGUUUAAAAAAGCAUUUGAUAGGAUUGUAUGUACUUUGUAGUAAUUUGAAGAGAGUUAAUACUGCACAUAACUGCCAAAAAAGAAUCAAAUGAAAAUCAAAAGUUGCCUCAGUAUUUUUGGAAAGAAUGUUUCAUGUAUGGAAAAAUAUGACCCAAGAGACUGUUUUCAGAAACAGUGCAGAUGUUAUUUUAAUGAAAAGUCUACUAGUCAUAAAUAUGGUUGAUUAGUUAUUACUGAAAAUUAUUAAAUUAGUCUUAUGUUACAGUCUUGAUGUUUUGUGAUCUCAGAAUCUUUCAAAGUUUUCCAGACUGGAACUUACCUGAUGAGUUUUGUGUAUUAAUGAGUGUCUGGUAGGAAAUAAAUCUAUAAAACUGUGUGAAAGGGCCUUUUAAAAAUUAUUUAGUGUAAUAACUGUCAUUUCCUUUAAACAUAAAAUUACUAUCUGCUGUUAAACAUAAGCCACCACUCAUUCCAAUUCCAAAGCAGGAUUAUUUGAUGCUUUAUAGUUUUUACUUAUAAUUUUUAAUUUAAUUGUUAGUCCUACACAUACUUUCCGAGCCUCUUGUUUGGACACAAAAGUCAAGUGGUGUAUUUAACGUCAGUGCAAGUGGGGCAACACACUGAUGGGCUCCUCAUAUCGCAGGCUCCCAAAGUAAUACAAAAAAUUAUACAGUUCUAUACCUCUAAGUGAUCAGUACAGACGGGCCCUCUAAGAAAAUUGCAUCAAGUAGUUUGAAGUGUUAAAAACAUCUCUACAACAAUCUAAAACACAAGAAUGACCUAGUGGAAUUGCAUUCUUUGUUUUUUUAACAAUCAUCAUCUUGUUAAUCAGUACACUGUUACCUCUAGAGAAACCAUGUAUAUGUGCAACAUGUCAAGUAAGUAGAAGGAUGCAAUUAAUUACUGUUUAUAUCAGUAGGACUAACAAGUAUCUUUUGAAUCCUAAACUGACUAUUUGAAUAAAAUAAUUUACCAACAUAAUGAAUUUCUAACCAACUAAACAGAGGAAAGAAAGACUGGUGUAUUGCAUCCUUUUAUCAUGUUCUUUUGAUAGCUUUGUCAUAUGAGUUGAGUAGUAAUACAUUUUUGUCUUAAAAUAUUUUGUUACAUUUGAAAUAAUGUGAUUUGUAACUAAGACAAGUAUUGUACUGCUAUUGAGAAAGCUAAAGGAAUGUAUACAAUAAAAAAAG
Limulus polyphemus (Atlantic horseshoe crab) is the source of this 3848-nucleotide messenger RNA. RefSeq names its product protein kinase C-binding protein NELL2-like. The coding region runs from base 8 to 1924 and encodes 638 amino acids. Gene Ontology annotation, molecular function: protein binding; calcium ion binding. Lineage: Eukaryota; Metazoa; Arthropoda; Merostomata; Xiphosura; Limulidae. The transcript is spliced from 12 exons. The record is from RefSeq and is a predicted model, not a curated record.